AUGAGGAUGCUCCGGCUGCCGCCCAGGCUGGUCAACCGGGUGGAGGUGGAGCUCUCGCAGCAGGAGAGGGAACUCUAUGAAAACCUUCGAAAGGAGUACCAGGAUAGGAUCAGUGAGUACAGGAGCAAAGGGACGUUACACAUGAACAGGUUUAUCAUUUUGAGCAUGCUGUUGCGGCUGAGGCAAAUGUGUGACCAUCCGGCUCUGCUCGACAGUGAACAUCUCUUUCGAGUCGACGAAGAAGAUGAUCUGAUCACGGAGGAUGGAAGUGGCCUGAAGGAGAUGAGAGAGGCCGUCAGGAAGCUCCAGCUGGAGGCCCGGGAGAAGCAAGAGGAUUUUGAUCGCAGCGUGCAAGAGAUUGGCCAGUCUGCAAAGCUGAAAGCCGCAUUAAGAGUGCUCGACAUGACCCCUCGGGGAGAGAAAUCCCUCAUCUUCUCGCAGUGGACAUCAAUGCUCAACCUGAUCGAGCCGGAGCUGGAAGGAGCCGGGAUCCAGUUCUCCAGGAUCGACGGGAGCAUGAGUGCGGGAAAACGAGUUGCGGCAAUCAAAAGAUUUAGUGAGGAUCCAGAUGUGGUGGUGAUGUUGAUAUCUCUCAGGGCUGGGCUCAACCUGGUGGCCGCGUCUCAUGUGCUUUUAAUGGAUAUGUGGUGGAACCCCACGACUGAAGACCAGGCAAUUGACCGGACGCACCGCAUUGGUCAAACCCGGCCAGUCCACGUGACCAGGUUUGUGGUCAAACAGACUGUCCAAGAACAUGUGUUGGAGAUCCAGGAGAAGAAAAAGAAGCUGGUAGAAUUUGUGUUUGGGGAGAAAAGCUCUGAAGAGCAGAGUCUCAGCAUUGAUGAACUUGCUUCAAUGUUUGAGCUCCAAAAUUUGGCUUGA
This is a messenger RNA of Selaginella moellendorffii, 882 nucleotides long. Its product is annotated as helicase-like transcription factor CHR27. The record is from RefSeq and is a predicted model, not a curated record. The transcript is spliced from 2 exons. Bases 1 to 882 code for a protein of 293 amino acids. NCBI's taxonomy places the organism in Eukaryota, Viridiplantae, Streptophyta, Lycopodiopsida, Selaginellales, Selaginellaceae.